Messenger RNA from Lachancea dasiensis, 669 nucleotides. NCBI's taxonomy places the organism in Eukaryota, Fungi, Ascomycota, Saccharomycetes, Saccharomycetales, Saccharomycetaceae. The record is from the annotation of a GenBank genome assembly.
AUGGCCAGAAGUGCUAAAAACCAGGUUGCGGAAAAGAAGCGCGAAGCUGAGACUCCCUCAGAGGAACAACUGGAAUUGAGCAAUUCCAGCUCAUCGGAGAGCGAACUAGAUGGUCUUUCCGAGGAGGAGGACGAAGAAGAGCUGGAAGAUGAGGAUGUCGUGGGGCAGAAGGACAGCUCCUCCGUGCAUACACUGAAGAAGCUAGAUGCCAAGAAGACCGACUCGGCGAAAUCAUCCAAGAAAAAUGCGAAGUCUACCAAAGCUGACAAUCUGUCCGGUAUCAUUUACGUGAGCAGACUGCCCAAGGGCUUCCACGAACGCGAACUGGCAAAGUACUUUUCGCAGUUCGGCGACUUGCGCGAGGUCAGGCUCGCCCGCAACAAGAAGACUGGCAACAGCAGACACUACGGGUUUGUCGAGUUUGUAAAUAAGGAAGAUGCUCUUGUAGCCGAAGACACCAUGCACAACUACCUGCUGAUGGGCCACUUGCUACAAGUAGUGGCGCUGCCUAAGGGCAAAAAGAUAGAAAAGCUGUAUCGCUACAAACAGCGCGCGUUCCAACAAACUCCGGUGAAGAAAACAGCCCAAGAACUCAAACAAAACGCAAUGGACAAGCACGCUCAAAGAGAGCAAAAACUGAGCGCCAAGGGUAUCUCCUUCCAAUGGUGA